AUGACUUCCACCACCACCAUGAAACUUACUCUUUUCUCCGUUCUUACAUACGUCUCAUUUUAUGCAGUUGCCUCAGUUACACCAUUGCAUGUUCAACAUCCACUUGACCCUUUAACCAAGGAAGAGUUUCUAGCUGUUCAAACCAUUGUCCAAAACAAAUAUCCCAUCUCAAAGAAUAAACUAGCUUUCCACUAUAUUGGCCUAGAUGACCCUGAAAAACAUCAUGUCUUAAAAUAUGAAAGACACCCAACUCUUGUAAAAAUCCCUCGUAAAAUCUUUGUUGUUGCUAUCAUCAAUAGCCAUAUCCAUGAAAUAUUAAUUAAUUUAAGGAUCAAACGCAUUGUCUCUGAUAAUAUUCAUAAUGGAUAUGGUUUCCCUAUCAUAUCCGAUGCUGAACAAUCCCUAGCAAUAGAGCUUCCACUUAAAUAUCCUCCUUUUAUUGCUUCGGUUAGAAAAAGAGGAUUGAAUCUCUCAGAGAUAGUGUGUUCUAGUUUCAGUAUGGGCUGGUUUGGAGAAGAGAAAAAUGUUAGAACAGUGAAAGUAGAUUGUUUCAUGAAAGAAAGUACGGUGAAUAUCUAUGUGAGACCUAUUACUGGAAUCACAAUAGUAGUUGAUCUUAAUCUUAUGAAAAUAGUUGAGUAUCAUGACAGAGAUAUUGAAGCAGUGCCAACCGCAGAGAACACUGAGUACCAAGUUUCUAAGCAAAGCCCACCAUUUGGACCAGUACAACACAGUCUCACCAGUCAUCAACCACAAGGUCCGGGUUUUCAGAUCAAUGGCCAUAGUGUUAGGUAA
Messenger RNA from Lathyrus sativus (Indian pea), 795 nucleotides. NCBI's taxonomy places the organism in Eukaryota, Viridiplantae, Streptophyta, Magnoliopsida, Fabales, Fabaceae. The record is from the annotation of a GenBank genome assembly.